Messenger RNA from Strongylocentrotus purpuratus (purple sea urchin), 3976 nucleotides. RefSeq lists its product as uncharacterized. The transcript is spliced from 4 exons. Bases 761 to 3538 code for a protein of 925 amino acids. Lineage: Eukaryota; Metazoa; Echinodermata; Echinoidea; Camarodonta; Strongylocentrotidae. The record is from RefSeq and is a predicted model, not a curated record.
GACCCAAGGGACCUACAUUGUAAAGCUCCUAUCCAAGGGACUAUACAUGUAGGUAUGUCUUUGAGGAUUAUGCCACCACAAACGUUUAGCACUCAGACUUGGUUGAGAAGCCCUUGCUCUUUACAGAUCAAAAACAUCCCAAGACUGCUUUUUCAACCGUGAAAGCAAUGGUUGCAGGACAUGUUCAGACAAGGAGGUGAAAAACGAAAGUGUUGAAAUUUUGACCGGCUUAAACCUUUCCAGUGUUCAAUAUUGAUCCAUUGAUGACCGCCUAUUGAGAUUAGUUGCAUCUCGUCCUCUCUCCACCAAUCAAUUGUGGUGCUAAAUUGUUAGUCUGAAGCGGGAUUGGACUAGAGGAGUGUCUGGACUGGUUGUUGCCCCAGCUAAUUUAGUAUUCAGGUUCAUAGUGGGGUCAUGUUUGUGUGGUGUGAAUGCAUCGUACAUGUAUAAUGGAAAGCAAGUGCGUGUCUGCACUGCACUUUAACCUAGCUGGUAAUUAGAGUGGGAGAGCAUGCUGUGCAUGGUGCGAGAGCCCACGGCACUGGCCCGCUUUUUAGUCUCUCUUCUCAGCUCUCUUUGAAUACGCACCCUCCCUCCUCAAGUGGUGCUUGGUAUGCAUGCAUGCCUGCUGGAGAACUAUCCAGGGUUUGCUGGAGAAGCAGGAGAAUAAAGAGGUCAGGAAUAUGAAAGUGUUUUUCUUCAAUAUUUGAUCCUGUCUCGCAAACAAGCGAGUGUGAGUGAAACCAGGGCUCAACCUCCAAUGGGGAAGUUCAUACAGCUCUCUGACGGUGUUUUCACAAGAUGGAAGAACUGCAUGACUGCGCUGUCCUUGGAGUCCGACUCAGAGAUGGCUGAAUUUCUCCUGAACAGACUUCUUGAAGACAGACUCAGAGAAAUGGGGCAGCAGAACUCGAGGGAGGGAACCCCAUCACCCAUCCCCUCAGACUCAGGAGUAUCAGGAAAGGGAUCCUCCUCACCCUCACAUCUCACCACCCACUCUGGAGUUCACUCACCAUCUCCAAAGACAUCUGCCUCGCAUCCCACUGCUGCCACCGAACCUAUCACCGGCUCGGAGAAGAAACUGGAGCAUGGAACUCCUGCCGGCUCUGUGGAAACCUCAACACACUCAUCGGACUUUGCAGAGUACAAGCACAAGCUGGAAAGGAGGAAGCGCAAACCAGCCGUUGAGCACCAUGAUACAGCCAUCAAGGUAGCAAAGACAGCAAGUGAGAGCGAGGGAAGGAGUGACUCUGAAACCUCCAAGCAGGCUUCCUCAGGAAAGUCUUCAGCAGAUGAACCUGUUGUGACUGGAGCCAGCCAAGUGGCAUGUGUGCCAAUCUCCACUGACCAAAAGGAUGAGCGAAAGCAGGAUGUUAUCAUCAUCCAGCGCCAGGAUGUGAUUGUGACACCUCGCAGUCAGUCUCAGCGCUCCUCUGAAGCCUUUCAUGGAGCCUGUGGAGAAGAGGCAAUGGACUUAUCAGUUCGACCUACAAAGGACUCAUUUAUGGAAGGACUUGGUCAUGAGCAUGUAGGUCAGAGGAAUGUGUCUUCAAAUAAUGAUAGGGAUCCUUCUCAUCCCAAUUAUCAAUCCACCUUGAGAAGAGAAAGAGGUCCUGGGCAUGUAGGUGUGUAUGACAGUUCAGAUCUCUCUGAUGGAAGUGUACAGUGUGUAUCUCCACAGCCUAGCUUGAACAAUAACAAAGUAUCCUCCAAUGAUUCUGUGUCAGACUUUGACAGCUGUUCAGGGUCUCCGAUGAACACAGUGCCGCAGGGUGGGCAAGGCGGGGAAGAGCUGGAGAACUCUCCUAAACCUGGGGCCAACAUGGGUGGAAUAGAGUCCAUUGUCCAGAGGCUGCAUCAGGUGAAGUCAGAAACACCCUCAAGGUCUGAUAGUGAGGAUGAAAGCGACUACUAUGCUGUCACCUUCAAGGACCUCAUUGCUCGCACAAUUUCAAGAUGUGAUCGCUAUGGCAAGACACAGCCACGUGGUAAACGUAAGCGAGCUUCAAGGACAUCGUCUGAGCUCAAUGCAGCAAGAAAAGAGGAGAUUAUGGCAGCCAAGAAGCUCCUUGAGAGAGUCAGUAAAAAUAAAAGAGACAAAUUCAAGUUAACUAUCAAUUGCAGUACUGAUGGGAGUGAGCAUGUCAGGAAUGCUGCUGCUUCUGAAGCAAUUGCGACCUUGGUGCGAAGCGUCUGGCACAAGGAGAAUCCAAAACCAAUUGGACAGGUGAUUAAAGAAAUGGUUGCAAAACGAUUAGCAGACCAAGAAGGAGAAGAGAAUGACCCUACGGCCAUUGGACAGUCUAAACGGAAAGGACCUAUGACAAUCAAGGACAUCUUGAAUAGCAGGAGUGACAAUGUAGUGGAAGAAUAUAAUAGAAGUGCUAAAGAUAAGGAAGGUGAAGGUGAAGUUGAAGUUGAAUUACUAGUAGUCUCUGACGAUGGUAUGAAAGUAGAAAUGGAGGAUGAGGCAGACCCUGCUCUAUCUGCUGCAGAGACUCUCAAGAAAAUGGCCAAGAGCAAUGAGAAACGUGAUGAGAACUGUGCAGAAACUGUCAUACCAGCUGGUCAACAGAAACACCAGGAAUCUGCAGUCUCCGAGAAGGCCAUUGAUGUCAAGACCAAACUUUCAAAGGAAAGGGAUGGUAAUGAUGAUGACUCUGAUGAUGAGGAUCUGUCCAUCGAUCAUGAGCAAAGGAAAAAAGCAAAGAGGAGAAGUCGGAAGAAAAACAAUAGAUUGACGAAAUUGUCUGAGAAAGGAAUCAAGUUGAAUGAAGAUGAGACUGUUUCUAGUGUUCCAGGACAAAAAGGGCUCAAGGAGAUCAGCCAGAAAGUGGAUACCUCCGACAGCAGAGGAAAUGAGUGUCUACCUGUUACCAAGAAAGACACAGAGACUCUAGUGCACUCACCUGAUCAUGAGGUCACUCAAUGGCCUGCAGAAGCUGUGAAGAUGAAGGGUUCUGUGGCUGAGAAUGUGGUUCAGAUGUCUGGGGAUGUAGGAAUGCGAACAAUGAGGUCCCUUGUGGAGAACAUUCAGGAUGAGGAUGAAGAGGUUGAUGUUGUCAUGGAAACCAAAGAAAUUCCUCGUCCCAGGAAGGAACGUACAGCCAGUCCCCAGCGCACGCUGUCAGAGAGUAUUCCAUUCCCUAAAAUAGAGCCUCUAAAACCUGUUGUCAUUUCUCAUAGCAUUUCUCAAAUAUUAGAACAGAAAGGUACCACCAGCUCAGUAGAUAAUAGAGGUAGGUGUAGUAGUAGAAGUAAUAGCGUAAUAUCAGCAACGCACAACCCAGUCCAAGUAGAACCAAACACAGCAUAUGAAUCCCCUAGCAACGAUCAAGUAGCUCCGGGUCUUAGAGAGCCUGGUAAAUCAAGUUCAGUCGUAGGGUUGGAUGGAACUGAUCAAAGGGUGGGCGAAGAGAGCACAGGAGAAGGAGGACAAGGGGAGAUCAAGUCGAUGAGCACCGCAACCGAGUUUCUCAUCAGGAUUGCCCUCAUGCAGAAUGAUGGCACUAGACAAGGAGUAGUAGAAACUAAAUAACAACAUACCUCCUUGGUAUGGCAAACUAGAGACUUUUUUUUUGUAAAAUUGCUUUAAUUUGAUUGCACCCGGAAGAAUUCUCUCUGGGUCAGCAGGCAUGUAACAUAGCCACACCUUGGGAGUAUAGCCAGGUAUUGGCAUUCAUUCUAUCAUGCUUCUCAUUCUCUUUCUACUGAGGUCAUGUAGAGGAUUUUUUUUUUGAAAUGUCUAUUAAAAAUUGACAUGGUCCUCUCCAUAUCAAUUAUGCCAAAUUGUUUUUUUUAAGGAAAGUGGACAUUCCACUAAUUGAUGCAUUUGAUGCUAUACUGUGGGCUGCAUCACACUGUAUUGUCCCCCUUGUUAGAGAUAUGUAAAAGUGUUACAAAAAUAACAUCGUUCCUUAUUUUGGCAAUCUCGUCUUCAUAAUAUGGAUUCGUACUCGAUAAUAAUAAUAAAUAU